Molecule: messenger RNA, 443 nt
Organism: Racocetra fulgida
Lineage: Eukaryota; Fungi; Glomeromycota; Glomeromycetes; Diversisporales; Gigasporaceae
Source: the annotation of a GenBank genome assembly
AACCUAAAGUAGAAGAUGAAAAUAGAUUAGUAUUUGACCGGGAAAAAAUGAUAGAAAGUGGUAAUCCAAUAUUCAAGGUACCUUUUGAGAUAAUCGACAUUGAAACUAUGCUGAAGGGAUCUAAUAGUGAAAAUGCCAUAGUUGGACUUAAUGAAGAUGUGGGAGAGAUUGCUCCCGAUGGUAAAGCAAAAAUUGUUAGGAUUGAACUAGGAAAUGUUAGAGAAAAACAUGAUGAAAAAAGGAAAUACACAUACCAUCGUGAAUAUGAAUUUCGUGAUGAGGUAUCUUGUUGCGAUGAACAUCUUAAUCGUGUCUACGAAUCAGGGAUGAAAAUCGAAAGGAAUGAGAAGGGCAAGGUGGACGUAAUGAAUAGAGUGGAUGAGUUAGGGGAUAACGAAGUAAAAGGAAAGGAGGUAAAAGUGAAAAACGAUGUUGAGGAAGUG